CAUUUUCAUUCCCAUCAGAACACAAAAACAAAGAUCGGAAUGGGCCAAUUCCGCACCAAAGGCGACCUAGAAAAUGACCAAUUUUAUCCCAUCAUGAUGGACAGCCCUCAGCUCCGGUGGGCCUUCAUCCGCAAGGUUUACACCAUCAUCUCCAUGCAACUGCUUCUCACCACCGCCGUCGCCGCCGCCGUCGUCUUCAUCCGUCCCAUUCCCAUCUUCUUCGUCAAAACCACCCCCGGCCUCAUCGCCUACAUCGGCAUCCUCGUCUUCACCUUCAUAGUUCUUUGCCCGUUGUACGCUUAUCAUAGACAUCAUCCUUGGAAUUUCAUUUUGCUCACUCUCUUUACCAUUGGGAUCGCGUUUUCCGUUGGGAUUUCUUGCGCCUUCACUAAAGGGAGCAUAAUACUAGAGGCAGCGGCGAUAACAUGCGUAGUAGUAGUGGGCCUGACUCUGUACACAUUUUGGGCCGUAAAACGGGGCCACGAUUUCAGCUUCCUCGGCCCAUUUCUGUUCGCCGCUCUCCUCGUCAUGUUCACAUUCAGCCUCAUAAUGAUGUUUUUCCCGAUGGGGAAGCUGUCGGUGAAGAUCUACGGCGGAAUUUCGGCGCUGAUAUUCUGUGGAUACAUAGUUUACGACACCGACAACCUCAUAAAACGGUUCAGCUACGACGAUUACAUAUGGGCGGCGGUGUCUCUGUAUUUGGACAUUAUUAACCUCUUUAUUAGUCUUCUCAGAGUUCUCGAUGGCUAAGAACAGAGCAGAACAGAGCAGAACAGAACAAGAUCGUGUUUUGUUCUUUUUUUUUUGUUUUGUUUUGUUUGGUUGAGGAGAUUUAGAAAUGCCCUCCAGAUUUGAAAAUAUGGGUUGUUUUUGUUGUAAUCAUAGCUGGUGAGGUGAGUGUGGGAUGGGGUUUAGAACAUGUUUUUUUGUUUCAAUGAUGGGUUUGUAAAGUUGUUUUUUUUUUCUCUUUGAGUUCUUUGUUGAUUAUUUGUUGUUUGGUUGGUUUUAAUGUAAUCAUGGAGGUUUAUUAUC
Cucurbita pepo subsp. pepo (vegetable marrow) is the source of this 1032-nucleotide messenger RNA. Its product is annotated as protein LIFEGUARD 2. The record is from RefSeq and is a predicted model, not a curated record. Lineage: Eukaryota; Viridiplantae; Streptophyta; Magnoliopsida; Cucurbitales; Cucurbitaceae. Gene Ontology annotation, cellular component: membrane.